CUGCAUUGAUGAGGCCUGGGGUCACCAGCGGAAUGGAAUCUAGGCUGGAAUAGGGUGGAAAACACUUCACACAACAAAGACCAGGUUGCUAGGAGCCCCCAGUCUUCUAAUGCCCCUUCUCCUUUCUGAGGCUCCCUCCACAGACACUUUCACCCCAGAACCUUUCCAUAGCUAUGUCUAAGAAUCUGUUUGGACAGGGGAAGAAACCUCUAGAUACAUUUUUCUGGGUAAACGAGAUAACGGGAGAAAUCACCUACCCCCCACUGAAGGCAGAUGUACCUAACGCUCCUCCAGCUUCUCUGGAGAAUCCUCAAGAGAGGACCAAAUCUCAGCAUGGAAGUGUGCAGGGGGCUCCUCUUGGUGUCCAGGGCCCGUCCAGCACAACGGUACAGAAGGCUGCCCUUCUACCUCCUCCUAAGGCUUUACUGAAAGACACUGGAUCAAGGUACUGCCUCCCAAUAAGACCACCCGAUGGCCUGGUUAAGGCUGGAGCAAGGAGUGCCCAGACAUUCUCAGCAAUUCCUGUCACCAUCUCACCACCAGGAGGUGCUCUGCCAACAUGUGGCCCCCUUGGAUCAGUCCCUCUGCCCCCAGCUUCUUCCUUUCCUCCCAGCCCUUCGGCCCCCUGGGCCUUCACCUGCAAGCUGAAAAAUGUCCUUACUGGGAAUAACCGAUUUUCCUUUUGAACUUGAAAGUAUUUGCGUGACCACAGCUUCCUGAGUGGCCUGCCAGCUGUACACUUUCAUGCUCACGUCAAUGCUUCUGCCCUGCCUGGAAGUGCACAGGAGGAGUUCUUAGAAGAACACACCAAGUGCUUUCAAGCCCCAUAUAAAUUAAACUUAGAUUCU
This is a messenger RNA of Lutra lutra (Eurasian river otter), 848 nucleotides long. RefSeq lists its product as uncharacterized. Lineage: Eukaryota; Metazoa; Chordata; Mammalia; Carnivora; Mustelidae. The transcript has 2 exons. Bases 174 to 686 code for a protein of 170 amino acids. The record is from RefSeq and is a predicted model, not a curated record.